Messenger RNA from Arabidopsis arenosa, 1660 nucleotides. The record is from the annotation of a GenBank genome assembly. Lineage: Eukaryota; Viridiplantae; Streptophyta; Magnoliopsida; Brassicales; Brassicaceae.
GAUCGGCCAUCUCCGUCGAGUAAUUGAAAUCGUUCUCAGCUGUUGAAUUCGAAUUCCGCCGUAUCUUCAUAUACCUCGUUUCAAUCCUGCGGAACCCUAGUUGCUCUUGAAUUGUCAUUUGCUACUGUGAUACGUUCUUCAAUGGUAGAUAAGGAAACACUACAAUAGCUUUCUUUAAGGAUUAUGGGGUCUGUUUGCUGUGUGGCUGCAAAGGACAGAAAUGUUUCUAGUGGACCUACAAGUGGAGCUAUUCAUAAUCCAGUGUGCUCACCACCAUGGAGUUUUCGACGGGAUAACAGGAGGCGUGUAGCUGAUGAGAUUAAAGAUUCAUUUAAUCAUAAUUCUUAUGUUGGGAAUAGAGGAAUUAGUAUGGAUAAGUUGUCGUUAGGGUUGGAGAGAGGACCUCCAUCUGAAAGGGAUUUAGCUACUCCUGCCUCUCAGAAAUCUUCAGACUCAGAGAUGGGCACAGCUUCGAUGAUUACAGCUCCUUUAACUGGCAGAAGUUUGGCGAUUCGAUCUCCUUCAGAUGUAUCCUUGGCAAGCCCUAUUCGUGUUGAGGUGAAGAAUGUAGUUGACUCACCAGAUAUUGUUUCAUCAGUUUUACCAAAUCCUUCAAGUUCCACCUCGGUCUCUGAUCUUCCAUCAGGUCACACACACUCGCUUCCUCCCAGAUCAACUCCAACUAGACGAGCGCGAGGUUCACCUGGGCAGCAGUUGUUUAGGCAGGUUUCUGAUAGUCAAAAUUUGGGACUGAAAUCUCCCAAUAAUUACUCAACAUUUGAAGGAAGGUCGUCCUUUGUGCUUUCUACCUGUAGUAAUGACACUGCCACUGGGUCCCAUAAUGCUUCUUCUGAAGGUGGCUGGUCCAUGAACGCCUUUUGUGAGCUCGUGGCUCAAUCUCAAAAGGAGAGAUGGUCGUUUGAUAGUGAGCACUUAGGUUCUGGAAUACGAAGACUAAGUGGGUGUAGUAGUAGCAGAUUCUCAUGCUCCCCUUCUGUAGAUCAGCAGACUUGUGGGAAUUGCUCAAAGUUUUUAACUGAGAGGUCUUUUGCCAGGUUUGACCUUCCAAUUUCUGCUGUUCUAGCGUGUGGCCAUGUUUACCAUGCGGAAUGCUUAGAGACAAUGACAAGUGAGACAGAGAAGUAUGAUCCUACAUGUCCCAUAUGCGCAGAGACGCAAGUUACUAAACUAUCGAGGAAAGCUCUAAAGGCGGAGCAAGAAUUGAAGACAACGAAUUACAAAAGAUGUAAGAACUAUGUGGUAGAUAGUUAUGACCGCAGUGAAUGUGAGGAGCUUGUGUUUCAGAAACUAGGGAAGCGAGAAGGAAAAGGUCUGAAGAUAGAUCCUAGUUCGAGUACCAAAGGCUCCACUUCUAAGUCUUUUAUGAAAUGGCACUUCGGUUCCGUCAGCGCCAAGUGGAGUAAAGUCAGAGAUUCUACCUCGAAGAAGAGCUUUUGGCCCAGACAUAGUAAUAAAAGAUUAAGUCAUACUUCGUCAAGCGUUGAGGGCCUUAAUCAGACAACAUAACAUCAUCUCAUCCAUAAAAGAGGACUGGCUUUGGAUUAGAGAGAAGCUGCCUUUAACAUUUUGUAUCCCUCUUUUCUUUUAUUCAUGUUUCACAUGGGACAACUGUGUAUACCAAUGAAACAAAAUUUGUCAU